AUGAUGCAUGUAGUUCCAGAAAGAAGCUGUGAGGCUCAGAAAGUCACCAAGAAAGGAAGCUUCAGAGUGUGUUCCUUUGGCUUAGAACUGUGUGACAGAGAUAAAUCCAUUUUUGACCCAACGUUGAAUCAAGACAGCCUGAGAAAUCAGUACCCUGGCACAGACUCUGGGCUUUUAACCAGUGCCAAAAAGCAAAAGCUAGGGAUGCCCAGCUCGGCUUUCGAUUCUGAGAAGCGCUUAUGCAGCCGCAUCUCUCUCCCUCCACACCGCGGUGCCAAGGAACACCGGGUCCUAGGCCUGGCGCGUGGCGGUGGCGCGCCGCGGUGCUCCCGGGACCGCCAGAUUCACAGCUUGCUUAGAACCAGCAGAGGACCCCCGCCCCGCCCGACACCGGGCCUCGACAGCCCCAGCCAACAACCUGCAGAUGCACCCCUACCCCAGCCUCGCCGAGGGAGCGCGAGACGCGGGAGAACGCCCACACGCCGGCCCAACUCCCCAGCCGCGCGUUCUCUACCCGCCUUUCCGGGACACCCCACCCCAAAUUAUCUUAAACCACCGGCCCUUGGCCAAAGGCACCUUCGCCCUCCAGGCAGGUUAUCGCAGCUGAGAACACCCCCUCCCCGCCCCAUCCUCGUCCUCCGCCCGGUCCAGCCGCACAGCGCAGGGGAGGAGGCGGCGCCUCUGAGGAACUCACCGCUCUCCCGAGCCCUGCCCCGGGCGGCUCCCGGCCCUGGCUCUGUCCGUAGGACCCGGAGCCGCAGCAGCUCGCGCGGCUACAGAGCCAGCUCCUCUCUGCCGCAGGAAAGUCCGCUCCUUGAUUUCGAGGCCAUUUACGGUACCACCUACGGUAAAACAUUACAGUACAACCGAAGGUGGCAGCCUGAAAGCCGAGGUGUUUCCCAUGUGUAUCUGCCUGGAACAGGGGAGGCAGGGCAUCCGGAGUUCUGGAAGUCUCGGCUUGGAAGAUAUACAGGCAAAGAGAACUUUGACUUUUGAAAGGGAGUGUAAGAGACAGUGGAUUUGUAAAUGGAAUCUCAUGACCAAAGAUGAAAACAUACAAAAACCAGUUCCACUCGGCUAUCAGGGAUGUGAAGGUUCCCAGCGAUGAAUGCGCAUAAGCGGCUCUUAAAAAGGCCACAGCAGGUCUUGCAUUGCUUCUCCUGGCCGCGUGGUGGCGGCAUCAGCUCUUCGUCAAAGCUGGGGUGUUCUCACCACCGGGCUUGGAGUGAGCCAGUGGCACCUCUAGAGAAGCCUUGGUGAUGGUGGAGACGGGGUCCAAAUGCUGUGUAAUAAACUACCCCAAAUCGAGUGGGGUUAAAUGAAUGUUGUGGGCCCAAAAUCUGGAAAGGGCGCGCAGUAGGGAGAGCUUGUC
Molecule: messenger RNA, 1372 nt
Organism: Fukomys damarensis (Damara mole-rat)
Lineage: Eukaryota; Metazoa; Chordata; Mammalia; Rodentia; Bathyergidae
Exons: 6
Coding region: 1-996 (331 amino acids)
Source: RefSeq, a predicted model, not a curated record